UUUGAAGACGUCUAACUUGAUUUACACUACAAUUUGAGGUUGAUUUAUGGGUUUGAUAUUAGUGGGGAUGGAAUUCCCCAAUAGCGAGAAUCGCUGUACAAUAAUUUAGAUUAGAUUUCUCAAAGAAUUUUAUCAACCACAUCCUCUCAUUUCCAUUUACUUAAUUAUUGACUAAACUGGUGGAUCUUAUUUCAGUCAUUGUUAUACUUUCUAUUUCAAAAGAAUCCCGGUGUUUUUAUUCCUUCAUUUUAUGGAACAAAGUUCAAGCUAUGAGUGUACCUGAUCCAGACAUGUCUUCUAGAGUGAUGGUAUUUUUAAAAAGAACACUUGCUGAGAUCACUAGCAAACAAGUUCAUACCCCUAAUUUUGAAAAAUACGUUGAAGCAAUUAAAGCUCUAAACUCGCUGCAAAGUAAUGCAAAUGUUAUUCAAGAAGCACGAAAUCGAAUGUUGAAUGGAACUAGCAAACAAUUCAACAAUGUUGAUACAACCCUCAAAUAUAUUAAAAGGAUUGGUCUGCCAUUGGAGGAGUUAGAAUCACGAAUAAUUCACAUCAGUGGAACAAAAGGCAAAGGUUCAACUGCUAUCAUGACCGAAGCCCUCCUUCGCAAUGCUCCUUACAAAACUGGGCUAUUCCUAUCUCCUCAUAUCACUUCUGUGCGGGAGAGAAUCAUGAUUAAUGGAAUUCCACUAUCACAGAAGCUCUUUAUUGACUAUUUUUGGUCUGUCUUUGAUGUUCUAUCACAAAAUAAAGAUAAUGAAACAGACAUGCCUUCAUAUUUCAAAUUUCUUACAAUUAUGGCACUCAAAGUAUUUAUUUCAGAAAAAGUUGAUGUUGCAGUUAUUGAAGUUGGUAUUGGAGGAGAGUUAGAUUGCACAAAUGUUUUCCAGAAAACACCCGUUGUAGGUAUUACUUCCAUUGGUUUGGACCACACCAGACUGCUGGGGGAUACGGUUGAAAAAAUUGCUUGGCAGAAGGCUGGUAUCAUGAAACCUGGAUGUUUGGCUUUUACAGUACCUGACCAGAGUUCUUCAGUUCUCCAAGUAUUUCAGAAGAGAGCAAAAGAGAAGGAAUGUAGGUUUGAAGUGGUACCUAAUCUUUCUGAAUACUCCAUUGACCAUGAAAGAUUCAAUUACCCUCAAAGACUGAAUGCUUCAUUAGCUAUACAGCUUUCAAAGGCAUGGACCAUUUGGAACAACAAUGGCAGUCAUUCGGACUACAAUAGGAUAGAGAUUAGCCAAGAUCAGGAGAAGGUUUUACUAAGUUGUCAAAUUCCUGGGAGAUGUCAUGUACUAAGAGAGAAUGGCAAUAAACUUUGUUAUUACCUUGAUGGAGCACACACAGUUGAAUCAAUGGAAGUAGCUAAGAACUGGUUCCAGGAAACUUCAUCUAAAAAUGCUUUAAGAAUUCUUAUAUUCAAUGUGACUGGGGGACGCUCUCCAAUCAGUCUUUUGAAAAUGUUAGUAGACUGUCAAUUUUCUGAAGCUAUAUUCUGUACUAAUUGUAUAUCUGAAAAAGAGGAUGAUCUACCUGAAGACCUUGUUAGUAAGGGAACGUGUCUGGAAGAAGCCAUCAACAAAGCUAAAGAGAAUCUUAAUGCUUGGAAAUCACUUGGAGGUAGCAGCGGUCACGUCGUGACAUCUGUUGCGAAUGCAAUAUUGCUUGCCCAACAAUUAAGUAAUUGCCGCAGUACUAGCGUUCUUUUUACUGGGUCACUACAUCUUGUUGGUUCAGCUCUCUUCCUACUCAGACCAAAUAAUGACAGCACAAUAGAAUAAUAUACAAAUGAUUGACUGAGGAAAACUUGAAAAAAAGAAGUUAAACCAAUUGUAAAUAUAAUGAAUAAAAUUCUGUAUAUAUAGGUAAAUAUAUAAAUGUUAUGU
This is a messenger RNA of Nezara viridula (southern green stink bug), 1883 nucleotides long. Lineage: Eukaryota; Metazoa; Arthropoda; Insecta; Hemiptera; Pentatomidae. The record is from the annotation of a GenBank genome assembly.